AAAAGAGAUCGCACGAUCAACCUCCAUGGAUUCUCCAUUUUCGCGGGCAAUACUUGUAUGCAUCAUCAUCUCCUCCAUAUUCCUUUCAGUUUCUUCAUCUCCAAACACGUCCUUAGGGAUCGAUGCGGAAGAAAGAGAUGAAAGCAUAGUAGGGCGUAGACAUUUGAUGAGCUUCAAAGAAAUGCCUAUUGGUACAAAUAUCACUUACGAUUGUUCUCCUUCUGGUCCUUGUGUUCCUUGUACUUACUCCGAAAAGAAGGAUGAAAAGUAUAGGUGCAGUGAAACUGGGUAUCGUAUCCCUUUCAAAUGUAUAGAGAUUAAAGCUAGUUCAAAGGAAGUGAAGAGCAGUAAAGGAAAUAAGAACCGCUCUGCUCUAGAGGAGACUUAUGCUGCAGUAAGACCACAUGUCAUGAAGCAUAAUGAACAAGAUCUUACCGCCUCGGUAAGACAAAGAAAUUUGCGGGAUGAUUCAUCGACAUCAAAGAGUGGAACGCAUACGUAUAUAACGUAUAGGAGCUGUGUACUUUCAGUAAAUGAAGAGAAGCUGUCAGUACUCGGCUUUGAGGUGAUUAUGCUGGGCUUGCUGAUCGUCAGUGGUUCAACAAUAUUCUUCAAAAAAAGGCGAGCUGCUUCUGUACCUGGUGGUGGACUAGUCAGACUUCCGACUAAAUCUCGAUUCUGACUAAAAAUCUGUACGUUUGCAGCUUAGGAUUCUUUCUUUAUCAUUUUAUUUGUUUGCUCGGAGGUUGCGAUCCCAAUUGAUUUGUUGUUAAACUUGUUGAAUGCGUGUAAAGUGUUGUAAUUCAUUCUAUCAUCUUAAAUUUAGAAGAAAAUAGAGAUUUUGUAGUUCAUUCCAGCUAUCUUCAUCUCUACUAUGUCACGAUGAAGAGCAACUCUGGACUGAGUAGAAGGUGAUCAUAUCCUGUUGUACUGUAUAUUUGCUUGAACCUUUCAAAUAGUCCACAGGAUUCUUAGUCUACAACUCUUCUUUCUAUUUUUCUGUAUGGUUGGUUCAAAAUUAGAAUUUUCAGAAUCAUCGUGUUUUGCCUGUAUAUUUAUACUCUUGUUUUGAACGAGAAAUGUAUACAAGUUUAAGACAAGGAUUUUUACAUUUACGGAGAGUAGAACCGUCUUAGCACCUAAAUUCACUUUAGCACAAUCCAUAUGCUUGAAGUUUAAACAUAGUAGUACGCUACUGAAGGUAUCAAUAGAUGAAAUGAUUAUGCACCAACAUCACGCAUCUGAUUUGCUAAUUUUCUUCACAGAUUGGCCAUUCUCGGUCUUUCUUGGAGCUUUAGGAUUGGAAAACACAUGUUUACACUAUCUGAAAUGUAUCAUUAACUAGAAGCAUGAUGGUCUGACAUUAUUUGAAGCUCUUGAUUAGGUGUAAAGUUUACACCAUUGGUUGGAGCUUUAUAAAAUUCUCAAAUACAUUUCAGUAGCAUAUUCUGAAUUGAAGGGGAAAAAAGGAAAAAAAGAAAAAAGAAAAAAAAAAAAGGCACGUGUUUACUCUAUCUGAAAUUUAUUUUCAACUGAAUAAGCGCGUUUAAAAUCUUUUCAAGUAAUCAACAUCAUUUGAAACUUUUGAUUAAGGUUUACCCCAUGCUUUGGAGAUUCUCCAAAAUUCCAAAUACAUUUCUGUAACAUCUCAAGGAUUCAAAAGAACGCAUUUUCACUAUCUGAAAUUUAUCUUUAAUUAACUUGAGAAACGUGUACACAAACUUUUUGAGUCUUCACAUUAUUUGAAACUUUUGGUUGGAUCUAAAGUUUACACCAUGGUUUUCUCCAUAACAGAGGCAGAAACCAAUUGGGAGGUCCAUGUAUCUAAAAUGACUAGACAAAGUAUACAAACGCACGUCUCAAACUAGUUC
Lycium ferocissimum is the source of this 1871-nucleotide messenger RNA. RefSeq lists its product as uncharacterized. The record is from RefSeq and is a predicted model, not a curated record. NCBI's taxonomy places the organism in Eukaryota, Viridiplantae, Streptophyta, Magnoliopsida, Solanales, Solanaceae. The transcript has 3 exons. Bases 26 to 682 code for a protein of 218 amino acids.